Messenger RNA from [Torrubiella] hemipterigena, 959 nucleotides. Lineage: Eukaryota; Fungi; Ascomycota; Sordariomycetes; Hypocreales; Clavicipitaceae. The record is from the annotation of a GenBank genome assembly.
GACGGCUCAGGCACGCAGCCAGCCAGUCAGUGCCCGGGCUGUUGCUGCUACUGAACGGCCAGCUCGCUUACAGCUCCAACAGGCAAAAAUGCUCCCCUCCGUUUUUUGCUCCCCUUUUUUUGCAGCAGCUCGCUUUCGGCAGAUCACGUCACUGCUCUACGCCAUCGAUUCUACGCACGACACACAUUCGACAAGAUGGCUGCUGCUCGAUUCAUCCCCCAGACGCUACGCCUAGCAACAUGUACACCACGAUUUGCUACGCGCCAAUUGCUCGCCGUCCGCAAAUACAGCGAUGAUGCCGCCGCCAUCCCGCCGCUGUUGGCUAAGCUCAAGGGCGACUUGAAGACAGCUAUGCGCGCAAAGGAUGCGCCGAGAUUGGCUGUUCUACGUGCCGUUAUGGCCGCCAACCUCAAUGCCUCCAAGACUGCGUCGCCCAUCCGCACCGAUGUCCAGCUUGUUGCCCUUAUGCGCAGUAUCCAAAAGGGCCACGAAGAAUCUGCUGCCGAAGCCAAGACUGCUGGUCGCGAGGACCUUGUCGAGAAGGAGACGCUUCAGAUUGGAGUGCUGGAAUCAUAUCUUGCCGAUAGUGGUGUGCAGACACUAGGCGAGGCCGAGAUUAAGGCUGCGGUCGAAGAGGCCAUCAAGGGAGCUUCCGACGCAGGCGUCGCUGGCAAAGCGCUUGUUGGCGAUGUCAUGAAGCGAUUGAAGAGCGUCUUUGAUGGCAAGGAUGUCGACCGCAAAGCCGUCGCCAACUUGGUCAAGGAAUUGACGAGUUGAAUGCCACAGAAGAUUCGUCCUGGAAUUUUGUAACCAUAAUCAUUGAAAUUAUUCUUUUUCAAAUAAUUCGAGUAUACGCAACGAUAAAUUAAACAAUUUGAGACGAUUUGUGUCGCUGGUAACAGCUUUUGCUGCUCAGAGGGCGUAGUUGACAUGGUCCCGCCCUGCUGAAUGACUGAGUC